This is a messenger RNA of Psammomys obesus (fat sand rat), 1703 nucleotides long. It is a transcript of the gene Cdhr5, whose product is annotated as cadherin related family member 5. Gene Ontology annotation, cellular component: plasma membrane; adherens junction; catenin complex. The record is from RefSeq and is a predicted model, not a curated record. The transcript is spliced from 13 exons. Lineage: Eukaryota; Metazoa; Chordata; Mammalia; Rodentia; Muridae. Gene Ontology annotation, biological process: cell morphogenesis; adherens junction organization; homophilic cell-cell adhesion. The annotation marks the transcript as partial. Gene Ontology annotation, molecular function: calcium ion binding; cadherin binding.
CGAAGGUCGCCAAGGCAGGAACUGUACCAGCCCUGGAACCAAGUAGCCUGGACCCUUCUCCCAGGUGACAGCUGCCACCAUGGGGGCUCCGGCCCUCCUGUGGCUUUCCCUGCUGUUGCCAUCGCUCGUAGUGCUGUUUGGACAAUCUCCGGGGACCUUGGCCCAGGCCCAGGCCUGCGAGGCAAACCAGACCUUUUUUCAAAUUGAGGAGAACACGAAUGUUACUGGGCCGCUGGCAAGCAUUUUCGUCCCAGAAGGCCAGCAGGUGACCCUGGGACCCUCAUCCACUCCUUCCACCUUCAAGAUCGUGGAGAAUCAGCUGUUUCUCACCGUGAUUCCAGAUUACGAGGAAAACCCACUACUGGAGGCAGUUCUGGAAUGUAGGAGAGGAAACACUAUGGUGUCACAGAGCAGUGUGUUCGUGGCUGUCCUGGAUGUCAACGACAACCCUCCAAUAUUCCCCUUUACGAUCAAGAAAUACAAUGUAACAGAGGAUACCAAAGUGGGUACAACCGUCAUUCCUGGGACAGAGCUGGAGGCCACAGAUGCCGACAAAGAUGACGUCCUGUUCUACACACUCCAAGAAGUGACCCCUGAUGCCAGCAGCUUUUUCUCCCUGGUGAGUGUAAACUACCCUGCUCUGAGGCUGGACCGGACCCUGAAUUUCUACAAGAAUCAAAACAUGACCUUCAAGCUGGUGGUACGGGAUACCUGGAAUGAGAGUGCGAUCCCCAGCCACACAGCUACUGCCACCCUGGUCCUGACUGUGCUGCCAGCUGACCAACGACCACCCUGGUUCCUGCCCUGCUCCUAUUUGGAUGACUACUACUGCGUCCAGGCCCAGUAUUAUGGCGUUGUCCCCACGGGACACAUACUGCCAUCCCCUGUCACCUUGAGUCCUGGUCCCAUCUAUGCUGUGGACGGAGAUCAGGCCAUCAACCAGCCUAUCAUCUACAGCAUUGUGACAGGAAACACGGAUGACACAUUUAUCAUCAACGCAGACUCUGGCAACCUCACGAUGGCCAAAAGUAUCCCCAGCCCCAUGAGCUUCACCCUGAUAGUCAGGGCUGAUCAGGCUGACAUGGCCCGCUACUCAGUGACCCAGGCAAUUGUGGUGGCUCGUAACGUCACUGAGAGCCCACUCCAGUUCUCUCAGAGCCUAUAUCACGGCACAGUGGCGCUUUAUUCUGGGGCUGGCACAACAGUGAAGAACAUGGCCUCCCCUUCAGAGAUCCUGAAGAUCCAGGCUCGGUACCUAGGCUUCCCGGUUCUCAACUCGGCCAUCACAUACCAAGUCACCAACUCCUCAGAGUUCAAGAUGGAGGAUGAUACCAUGCUGACCAACGUGGAUAUGAAGCAAACAGGAGUCUUCUAUGUGGAGGUAGAAGCUACCAAUAUGGUGACUAAGGACACAGCCACCACUGUUGUUGAGAUCCGAGUGUCAGAGGCGCCCUCCACAGAGUCCCCCAAGCCCACAGGAGCUGGAGGAACAACUGGGCCUUCGAGUAACAGCACUUUGGAAACCCCCAUGACCUCUGGGAACUCUCAAGGACCUAUCACAACCAGCUCCGGGGGAAGUGCUGGCCCAUUCCCACCCUCAGGCACAACUCUAAAUCCACCUGCCUCCUCGUCCAUACCUGGGGGGUUCCCUACUCUUGGAAUCAGCACUUCUUCUAAGCCAGCCACACCCAGUGGGGGCUCAA